This is a messenger RNA of Drosophila serrata, 1764 nucleotides long. RefSeq names its product Copper transporter 1A (gene Ctr1A). The record is from RefSeq and is a predicted model, not a curated record. Gene Ontology annotation, biological process: copper ion transmembrane transport. Gene Ontology annotation, cellular component: membrane. Lineage: Eukaryota; Metazoa; Arthropoda; Insecta; Diptera; Drosophilidae. Gene Ontology annotation, molecular function: copper ion transmembrane transporter activity.
UUUAUUUUGUAAAAAACUAAUCAAUUUAAACUAAACACAUGUGAAUUCAAGAAGUGAAGGGCCCCCGGGCUUUGGCAAAGUGUAUGCAAAAGACUAUCGAACUCUGAUCAAGCCCGGUUUAGCCCACACCGAUUUUUGUCGUUUUUUAGUGCUUUUCUUGUGCUGUUUAAAAUGAAAAAAAGAACAUAUGUUCCGUCAAUUAAUUCAUCAACAAAUUCGUGGGAACAAGUAGUCUGCGGGCGGACGUGCGCGAUUUUGUUUUGUUUUUAAUUUGACGCCAAUCGAGCCGCAGAAACUAUAUACACACAUUCCGUUGAAACCACUCUAUUCGCGCGAUAUUCGGUAUUCGCCGGCAACAUUGCAACAACAACAAAGACAACAACAGAAGCAGCAAUUGCAGCAUUAACAGCAGCCGCAGCAGCAGCAAAUUCGCAGAAGCGCCCAGCUAGCCAAAAGCAAUCCUCCUCCGAAAGAAGCAAACAGAAGUCAUGGAUCACGCCCACCACAGUGCAGCUGGAGUUGAUCAUUCCAUGAUGCAUCACGAUCAUGCGGGCAUGCAUCACGAUCCCAGUGGAGCUGUGGCAGCCACUGUUGCACCCUCGGACGCUGGUUCACUGUUUGAUUUGAUACCCGACACAAAUGUCCAUGCGGGUCAUGCCCAUCACAAUCACGGAGGUGGCGGCUCUGGGACCGGAAUGGAGCACAUGAUGCCCAUGGCGUUCCAUUUUGGGUACAACGAGACCAUCUUGUUCUCCUGGUGGCAUAUCGAAACGGUGGCCGGACUGGUCGGCUCCAUGAUAGCCAUCUUCCUGCUGGCCCUCAUGUACGAGGGUCUGAAGUACUAUCGCGAGUAUCUGUUCUGGAAGACAUACAAUUUAAUGGAGUAUCGCCCGGUGACGGGACCACAACGAAAUCCAGAGGCGCCGCGUCUGCCAUCACCGGCGGCGGCGGCUCCCUCGCCCGUGCAAUACGUGGGCGAAGUUGUGCACAAGCAACCACCCUCGAUGCUGUCGGUUACCCACCUGCUCCAGACACUGCUGCACGUCCUCCAGGUGACGCUCUCCUUCCUGCUCAUGCUGAUCUUUAUGACCUACAACGUCUGGCUCUGCCUGAUGGUGGUGCUGGGCGCUGCCGUUGGCUACUUCCUCUUCUGCUGGAAGAAAUCGGUCAUUGUGGAUGUGACGGAGCAUUGUCACUAGCAGAGGAGGACAGACGGCAGCCUCAGUCGCAGGUGUCUCACGAUGGAUGAUGAUGAUGUUGAGGAGGAGCAGCAGCGGCGGACUGGAUCCUGAGACGGAGGCGGUGACCGUUGGUGCUAAGAACCCUGGAAUUCCCGGAAGCUCUCCACCCCACACAAACACACAGACACACCCUGCUACUUGCUACUCUCUAGGUAUUAGCCUGUAACUAACUCUUAGCCCCCCACCCAGCCCCUGGAAGGAUGGAGGAUUUCUCGCAAAGGAUGAUCGCCAUCAAGUCGAUGUAGUGUACAGUGUGCCUAUUAAAAAAAAAAAACAGACAUGCUUACAUAUAGCUUACUAUUAAGAAUCGGAAAUCGGAAAGCAAUCAGUUUUUUCUUCUUUUUUUUCUUUUUGGUACUCAGUCUUUGUUCCCUUCCGUUUCCUUCCGAUUUCCCACCACCCGAAAAGCAAAUAUCAAUAUUUUUUUAUCACGAUUAUUAUACCAUUAUGUAUCCCCCUUAUAUUAUACAACUACGAUUAUUAUUAUUAUUAUUAUUUGGUAAUAAAAUCCAAUUUUCAUACA